UGGGCGCGAAAACAGCUGUUAAAAUUGAUUUUUUUUCCUAUUCGGUCUGCCCAUAAAACAAAUGAAAAGAUUUUAAAUAAAAAUCACAAUGUUGCGUCAGGAGAACUUGGCCGCCAACUUCUGCGGUCUGCUGGCCAGCCAGGGGCACACAGAAAAGGCGAACGAAUGGAGAAUUUUAGGACAGGAGCAGGACGGCUCACUGUUGACAUCCUGGAUAUUUGACUAUUUGGACGAUGAACAGAGACGUGAGACGUGCAUUGGACAUUUCCUUGCGACUAAAAAGCAGCUGCGCCUGUUGUGGACCAUGCCCUGCUGCGAGGUCAUCCAGGCGAGCAUCAACAGCAGCGUGACGCUCCUGUCGUAUGUGGUCAAGACUGAGGGAAUGUUCUAUCAGGCGUUCGUUGUGGAAGUGCGCAGCACUGAAGUCGGCACACCCACACCACUGAACGUGGAGCCCUCGCCGCGCCAGAUAAUGACGCAAUUUCUGUGGCGUGUGGAGGGCGCACAGCGCACCUGCUGGCAGGACAAGCUGUUGGUGCUCACCCACGAAGAAUCCAUCAAGCAGUACAAUUGCAUUGUCAAGCAAAGCUCGACCCCAACGCAGCCGGAAGGCAGCGCCUGGCGUUUGGACACCAGUAUAUUGACACAGGAAACGUUGGCCAAGAACUUUAGCUGGGCUCAGUGGGAUGCAGAGUGUCAGGCCCUCUAUUAUAUACACCUCAAACCAAAGGCCAAGAGUCUCAGUUUGAUGGACGAACGGGAGGAAACGGGCGAGCAAGCAGCUCCGACGCUGAGUCCAACGCUGUCCGCUUUUCAGUUUAACGAGAAACAACCAACGGAAACGGUGCUAAAUAUACCCCUAAAUCUGCCAAAGCUGCCAACGGGCUCCAACGCGGACUCAAGCGAUUCCAUGCCCAACUAUGACGACGAUGCAGUGCCCCUGCGCGUGCACGAUAGCACGUUGAACUUAAUCAUUCUGGCGGACAGCUCGGGCAUGUUCUUUGUCUGUCAUUAUUACCUCUACCAGCCCAUGCAGACGGAGCAGCAGGAGGUGCACUUUGCCUACUCGGUGACCCUCUUGCAUCAUGGUUGUGUGGUGCACUGCGUCAUGCCUGGCGUGCCCUGGCAGAAGGCACGCUUGUUGCGGCCCACGUUUAGCCUGCACGGCCAGCAUCACUUGCUCGUUUCCUCGGCCUUCUUUGUGCACCUGCUGGAUGUAGGACUGCAGCACGAGCCCAUCUGUCACAUCGUUUGUGCGGCGCACAAUCGGGGGCCGGAUCUUACGCAGUUGGUGCCGCUGAGGAAGUGGGGCACCUUGGCCUAUGACACAGCCACACUGGAUUUGGUUUCGCUGACUGUGCCCAGAUCGCAUCUCAUUGAGGCGUUCCGAAAUGACAGCUCCCUGGACAAUCGCAUCAGCAUCAUUCAUUACUUUCUGCUGCAUUCCAAUGAUUUGGAUGUGCUCGCGGAGCUGCUGAAUACCAUUUUGGAACGUCCUCUGUCCCUCGAUACGGUGGCCCUGCUGAAGGAGGCUCUCGUGGCGGGCAGCUAUGCUGCUGCAGUGCGAGGUUUGCCCGAAGAUGCCAAGCCGCUGAUGAGACUCUUACCGCUGUCCACGGCUGUGGCUUCGCGACCCAUCCACGCCCGUGUGGCUGACAUCAAUGUGGGACUGUCGCACGAGACGCUGCACAACACGAGCAUGAUGCUGCUGUCGCCGCAGCAGCGACUGUCGCCCUAUCGCACGGAUAUUUGGACACGUCUGUGGGAUCUGCUGAACGAGUCAGCCAAGCAGGAGCAGCCGCGAUUCAGCGCGGAGCAGGUGACAGAGAAGUUGAUCUUCAGUUUGGCAUGCUAUCAGCCAGAGGCUUUGUCCCGCUCAACCACACCAAUGACGCCGGAUACGGGCACGGGCACGGGCACGGGCGGCGGUGGCUUCGGGGACUACAGCAGCAGCAGCGCCUUUCCGUUCAGCAACGAAGUGCUGCCCUUCAUAGAGCUGGAGGGUUGCACAGCCAGCAAGCAGGAGCAUGUCAUAUCUGUGUAUUUACGCGAGCUAAGCGUUCACUUGGUUAAGCAUUCAUCGAAGCCGCAGACAGGUUUUCGCUGGCUCAAGGAAACCUUCUUUGAGCGUUCGCAGGCUCCGGCUCAUGUCCAUGCUGUUGCCUCGCAGUUUGUCUCCUCACAGCUGGAGCUUUCCCGGGCACUCUGCUCUUUGGUGUGCCGCGCCACUGGCCUGGAUGCACGUCUGGAGACUUUGCGUGGCUUUCAACUGAUUGACAAAAUGCCUGGCAGUCAGCAGCAUUCGCUGUUUCUCAUACUGGAGCGUUAUUGUCUGGCCGUGGAAUCGAUUGCCUUUCCCCUGCCCGAGGGCUUCUCCUCGUUCUUCACCUAUCUGGGCUAUCGAGCCUUGGACUUUGACAUGUUCCUGCAGUAUGUGGAAAAUCACGUCUUUGAGCUGCAAGUGGAUGUCAUGAAGAGUAUUGUCUAUGAUAUCGAAGACUCGCCGCUGGGCAUCGAGAGAAAGCUUUUGCUGCUCACAGCCCUGCCCAAGCAGCGCGCACAGCGGCUGCUAAAAUGCUGGCAGCAUCCGGACAGCCUCAUGAUCCGUGGUCGAGAGCAUGCAGCCAAUAUCCUCUCGGGACAGCAGCAGGAAGCGCCGCACCAGCAGCGACCAUCUGCCUGUGCCAAUCAGUUGCGGUCCAAUGCAAGGAGCGAUCUAAGUGCCGAAACUUUGUCACCUUUGGACUCUUUUCUCGAUUUGCUGACGGCGAAGGCGAGUCUAAACGAAUUGGACUACAACUUGCUCAUCGAAACAACCCUAAGCUCCAUGGAUCAGCUGAAAAUCGAGGAAUAAAAUAUAAAGCCAAAGUAUUGUGUCAAAAUAAUCAAGUAUUCGGGUUGGAAAACCCUUUGAGUGUGUACCACGAGUAGAGUCUAAGCUGGAACCCAGCCUUGUUGCUUUUUUGUGUUUAAUUUUAUUUCAAUGGUUCCUAUUGUCAGCAUAUGUAUAAAGGCUUACAUACAUUCCAUAUUUAUGUAGUAAUGAUCUCUCUGUAGCUAAUCUAAUAGUCCAACAUUUGUACUUAAUUAUUCGUAUUCGUACCAUAAAUAUAAUGCAUAGGAUAAUGAUUAAACGCGAUCAAAACUCCAUGUGGAUCAGACGUUAAGUAAACGAGAUGCUGCCACCUACUUAAAUAAAUAAAAUAAGCUAAAAAAGGAUGGAUGGGGAGCCACGCGACACAAGUUCCACCCACUCUAGUUUUGAUCAAUUGCACACAAAAGGAAUAUUUAUCACUAAAAAUAAUG
Drosophila guanche is the source of this 3306-nucleotide messenger RNA. It is a transcript of the gene pigeon, whose product is annotated as protein pigeon. The transcript is spliced from 8 exons. The record is from RefSeq and is a predicted model, not a curated record. Gene Ontology annotation, cellular component: trans-Golgi network. Bases 89 to 2854 code for a protein of 921 amino acids. Gene Ontology annotation, biological process: positive regulation of amyloid-beta formation. Lineage: Eukaryota; Metazoa; Arthropoda; Insecta; Diptera; Drosophilidae.